GUCCUAGUCGAGAUUCUAGGAGGUUCAACCAGCGUCCAGCGACAAGUAACUGUGCCGUGUCGUGUGUGUAUAGUCAGUUUUCUGUUACUUCCCAGCUAACCCUACUCCUUCGAACGGCCUGCGACCGUUUUUUAAAAAUCAACUCAACUUGUGAUUUACGUUUUGUAAACAAAAAUGAAGCCAUUUCUGAUUGCCGCCGUGCUGCUCAUCUCGACGGUGUCCGCCUCUUGGCAUGGCGCUGUCUCCACACAAUACCAGCAUCUGGACCCUCAUAGCCAUACCUAUUCAUACGGUUAUGCCGAUCCGAACUCACAGAAGCACGAGACUCGAGCUCAUGAUGGCACCACACGCGGCUCCUAUUCCUAUGUUGAUGGGCACGGUCAUUUGCAAUCUGUAUCAUACACUGCUGAUCCACAUCAUGGCUUCAAUGCCGUUGGCACCAAUCUGCCCCAAGCUCCAGCUGUACCCCAUGUUGCUCCUGUCUAUGCCGCUGCUCAUGGCCAUGCCGCUUACGUGCCAUAUGCUCACGGAAUCCACAUCCCGGUUCUGACCCACGGCGGCGUGCCCGUUGACACACCCGAAGUUCAGCACGCCAAGGCUGCCCAUGCUGCUGCUCAUGCCGCUGCCGCUCACAACGCUGGUGGUCAUCAUCUUUACAAGCGUUCGAUCUAUGGUGGUGGCUGGGCCUAUGGCGCUGCUCCUGCCCACGUACCCCUCACCCAUGGCGGUGUCCCAAUCGAUACACCCGAUGUCCAGGCUGCUAAGGCUGAACACUAUGCUGCCCAUGCCAAGGCUCUGGGUCAGGUGGCUCACGCCCAUGGUGCUCCCGUCGAGACUCCCGAGGUCCAGCAUGCCAAGGCCGCUCACUUUGCCGCCCACGCUGCCGCUCGUUCUGGCCAUGCCAUCGCUCCCAUUGCCCACGGUGGCUAUCACGUGCCUGUGAUCCACAAUGGAGUGCCUGUCGAUACCCCCGAAGUGCAGCACGCUAAGGCCGCUCACUAUGCCGCUCUUUCUCAGGCCUCAGCGCACGGUAGUUCUCACAGCUCCUGGGAUGAUGGUCGCUAUGACGGUCGUUGGGAUGCCAGCCACGAUAGUCACGCCCAGAGCUAUUCCUCUGGCUAUGCGCAUAAGGGUCCCAUCCACAUCCCAGUCAUCCACAAUGGUGUGCCCGUUGAGCCCGCAGAGGUGCAGCACGCACGCGCUGCUCAUCUGAACGCUGUGGCAGCAGCCAGUCAUGGUGGUGCUUCCCACGGUGGCUACUAUGGUGGCUCUGCGCAUGAGGAUGAUGGUCAGUACCGCGAGCAAUACAACCAUUACUAAGUUGAGGAUCUGCCAGAGUCUGCCAUUAACCACAAUGAUAACGACGAGCUUUUCUAUAUAAUCUGCCCGACACUCUAACGACUACCGAAGGCAGCUAUCUCUUUUACGCUACCUGUCUAACUAUCUGCAACUACAUAUUUCCAUCACUGUCAUA
This is a messenger RNA of Drosophila hydei, 1474 nucleotides long. It is a transcript of the gene Cpr92F, whose product is annotated as histidine-rich protein PFHRP-II. Gene Ontology annotation, cellular component: chitin-based extracellular matrix. Gene Ontology annotation, molecular function: structural constituent of chitin-based larval cuticle. NCBI's taxonomy places the organism in Eukaryota, Metazoa, Arthropoda, Insecta, Diptera, Drosophilidae. The transcript is spliced from 2 exons. The record is from RefSeq and is a predicted model, not a curated record. The coding region runs from base 175 to 1320 and encodes 381 amino acids.